AGCAGAGUUUAUUAAAAGCGCAGAACUCGUGAGCUACGGACGUGUUUCUGCUACGCUCGAGCGCCUCGCUCGUCUAAUCUUCUGCUGUCUUCGUCUUCGUCUCCGUUACAGUCUCCGGCGCAUCUCUCUCGCAGUGACUGCGAGUCGUGAAAUCGUGUCACAAUUGAUUGAAUUUUGUGUGCAAGUCGCAACAGCGAAAAUAAAUACGGGAAAAAAUUAAUAUUACAUAUUAUUUGUAUUUGGCAAUAAGGUAUCUUGUGUGCACGCCGGUGCAGAUUGCGUCGUCCGCGUCGUCGCGCUGCCGAUUUUGUCAUCCCUGACAGCAUCAUCUCGUACGGUUGGCUUUUGUUGGCAUCAUUGUUAUUCUGCCUACGCGCUAAUUAUUCCUCGCGGCUUUUGGGCAAUGCCCAAUUCUAAAAAUUCGGUUGCGUGACAAAUUCGAACACCAAAAAUCCUACAGCCACAACAACUACAAACAUAGCCUAAUUUCGAGUUGCCAAAACCGAAAAUGCAAACGCGCAGUUUAAAGUCGGAGCAGCGCAGUCGCGCAGGCGCCGGUGUAACCGUUACGCUGCUGCUAGCUCUGGCGCUACUGAAGAUCGACGCCGCAGCUGGAAGGCCUGAUGUUCGGCAAUCGCCAUUUUCAUUAGAAUUGCAGCCGCCAUUGCUUGAGGCAGCAGCAGAGGAUGCUUUCCAAGCGGGCGGCGAUCGGACCAUUGAUAGCUAUGGCAAUCCCAUUGAUGCACUGCGUCCGAUCGACACGCCCGACGGCCGCAAGGUGGUCAGCGCCCAGGGCUUGCAAUUCGAGAUACCCACAUAUGCGUCGGGCAUUACCGAGAUACGAAAGCCUGCCGAUGACCUGCUGCCACCGCACAUUGGUGAGUUGACAACAACAACAACAACAACAACAACAGCAAAGGGUACAGCAGCAGAUGGCAACGCCAGCGGUGCAACAACAGCAAAAGCAACAGCAACAACAACAAAUGCAACAUCAUCAACAUUGAGCAAAGGCAUAAAUCAAACACGCAACUCACAAGCGGCAAUAGCAGGUGUCUUAGCACCUGGUAGCACUAUUAGCACCACUAGCAUAAGCUUCACAGCCACGCCCAUGCCCACGCCCACAUCCAUAUCCACGCCCACAUCCAAACCCUCUUCACCUGUAGUAGAACUAACAAAUGCACAUUACGACCCCGAUUCGAACCAUGUCAAGCGCGAAUCAUCCGCACAGCAAUAUGUCAUUGCACCGGCAAGUCCCAAACAUGCACCACCCACCUUUACCCUGCUGACACUCAAUCCACAGUUCAUUCCCGCAUUUGCACCCAUUAUUAUAAGAACCCCAGCAACGUCCCAAGAGGCUAGCUCUAAAGAGAAUAAAAAGAAUUCUAAGCGCAUUGAUAGCAUUGCCGGCACAUACUCAACUCCAACUCCAACUCCUUCCCAACUAGAUGCCAUAGCGGUGGCGCUACCCACCUCGGACAUCGACAGCACCGACAACAACACCUCAUUAGCACCAGCACCAGCCACAUCACUAACACCCCCAAAGCAUGAAUCAUCAACUACCUCAGCGGAUGUCUCUGUCGAAGUGGAACAGGCCCAGCUGAUCCCAUUGCCCCAGCAACAGCAGCAGCAGCAGCAGCAAGAGGAAAGUGCCCAGGCGCCUCAACUGGCCAGCGGCACCUUGCCCGACUACCUCCUGGAGCUGCAGCAGCAGGAUAAGGAUAUUGCCGGACCUGUGCCUUGGACACCAGCGCCGAAUGGUGCGCCCCUCAGUGUGAUUGCCUGGGAUCUGUUGCCGCCAUUCGAAACGCCUCGAGAGCCACAAACCGAGCCACAAAUCAUCACCGAACAGCAGCCCACAAAGCAUGUGCUGGGCGUGGAGCAGCCGGGCAGUCACAACAUACGCGUCAGUCUGAGCAGCAGCCAAGGCCUGUCGCCGGUGGCACCCGCACCCCUGACGCCGGGCCAAGUGGCUUUUGUGACCGUGGAGCAGGAUGGACCCGAUCAGAUUGGCACCAAUGCACAUAUUGGAAGCACCACGCCACGCAACGGGUCACGAUUUCCCAAUCGUCAUCGCGGCACGGUCCAUUACAGCACAACCUCAACCACACAGAAGCCACGCAGUACCACCACAACCACCGCUGCAACCACCACAGCCAUUCCAUCCACAACACGAAGAGUGACCCCCCCAACAACAACAGCAACUACAACAACAACAACUACUCCCACUACUACCACAACACCACGCCCACACACGACACAAGUACCCAGCACGAGCACCACACCUGUGGAUCCAUCCACCUUCUAUAAGCUGGACAAUGAGGAGGCCUAUGCCUACACAUUGCCACCGUGGCUGCAAGAGGUAACCGAUCCGGAUCUGGAUGUGGCCGUCACCUUUAUAGUGCCCACCGACAAUGAUCAGUACAAUCACAGCCUGGCCGUGGAUCUAGAGCCGCCUUUCGAGCCGUUUGUAGACCUGCACAACCUUCAGCUGACACCACCGCCUCAUGCGGAGCCAGCAAGCACGCGACCCACACAAGCACCAACAAGCACCUCCACAACGACAACCACAACAACAACGACGACUACAAGACGUCCGUUGGCCGUUGCACUACCAACAGCAGCGCGCACCACUAAAGCACCCAUUCUGAAAGCACAAACAACCACUCAGCGACCACUUGAACAACCACAACUGAUUUCAACCACAACCCAAACAGCGCCAGCGAAGACGAGCACGACGCCAGCGGCGCCUGUUGAGCCGAAUCCUUUUAACUCGGCUACGUUGCCACCGUGGCUGCAAGAUUUCGAUUAUCCUGAUGUGGGUCCCGGCGUGCCCUAUAAUCCGGACAACUUUAAGGAGACGCCUGCCGCAGCAAGUGGCCAGAAACCGGGAGCUACCAAGCCCAAUGACUUUCAGCCUCAGGGCUUUGCAGGUAGCCACAUUAGAUCUCAGUUAACAGAACCAACAACAACAACAACAACAUCAACCACCUCAGCGCCAGCUGAUACCGACUCCUCCGCUUUUCCAUCCAAAGUCACGCUUCCGCUUCCAGCCAUCAGCAGCAGCAGCCACAGCAGCAGCCACAACCCAGGUGGCCCUGAGUCAAACACUGUGGAGCCGCCGCUGGUGCUGAUCCCGCCUGUCGCCAACAGCGACGAACCAUCUCCAUUUAGCAGUAGCAGUGGCAGUGGCAGUGGCAGUGGCAGCGAUUCCAGCAGCCAACCGCCGCCUGCCUCAGCCCUCAACCCUACUACAAACUCAUAUCCGCAUUUUACAGCACGCUUCGAUUCGCCUGCUUCUGGCCAGGAAACGCAAAGCUCAACGCCUACGGCAGCGCCACAAGGAACAGCCGCUGCUGAGGAACAGUUCCCACCUUUCAAUGGCAAUGCGGCAGACAGUCCGAAGGUUGAGUACACCAAGAGCGACGAGGGCAAGGUCAUAAGCACACCCGUUAACACGCUGCGCAAGGAUGCGCAAGAUAACAACGUAUUCCAAGCAUCCACCGCCGCAUCGCCGGCGGCGGCGGCCAGUAAUACGGGCAAGUAUACGGGCGGCUUUGGAGCCCCGGCUGGUCUAUUGCGUCCACAAAGUGCCGCAAGGCCGGACAUCUAUGUCGCUGGCAAUGAGCAUGAGUUCAGCACCAAUGUCAAGGCCAACAAGGUGCGUCCGGGUGAUGUGCCCAAUGCCAACGGCGGCCGCUAUACGGGCGGCUUCGGUGCGCCCAGCGGCGUGCUCAGUCCCCAGAAUGCGCCCAGACCCUUCCAGCAAACGCAACAGCCACAGCCACAGCCCCAGCCCCAGCCACAGGCCCAGCCACAGCAACAGCCCCAACUUCAGCCCCAACAGACGCAGCUGUCCAGUUCACAGCCCCAGCAGGUCGGUGCUGCUGCGAGCCAUCAUCAGAACCGCUUUGGAGGUCCCCCUGGCGUCCUUGUGCCGUUCGACAACGUGCAGCGUACCGGUGGGCAGUAAAAGGCAAUUGGGCGUGGCCUCAUCCAUUGCAUGAAACUACUGCAAGUACUUUAAAUUAUUUAUAAAGCAUGUAUGUAUGUUAAAGUUGAAGUUCUCGAUGUAUGAGUAGUUAAAACGAAUACGAAUUUUGUGUCGAAAAAAAACAAUCAUCAUAUGUUUAUACAUACGAUAAAGGUAUAUAUAUCUAUGUAUAUAUCAUGUAAAAUGUUAUUUACAUAAUAAACUUUAGAAAUAUAACAUAA
Molecule: messenger RNA, 4212 nt
Organism: Drosophila montana
Lineage: Eukaryota; Metazoa; Arthropoda; Insecta; Diptera; Drosophilidae
Gene: flap
Product: flapper
Exons: 3
Coding region: 509-3970 (1153 amino acids)
Source: RefSeq, a predicted model, not a curated record